AUGGCCUACAGGAGUAGCCGGAGUGAUUUCAGCGAGCGAGGAGAUUACCCUCCAGGACCCCCUCGGAGACCGCCGCCCAGGGAAUUUGAUGACGUGGAGUUCUACGAACGAAGAGAACGCCGUGGUCCGCCACCACCCAGAGAGCCACCCAGAGAAUACGAUGAGAUCGAGAUACACGAACGGGAACGCCGCGUCUCGAGUCCGCCGCCACGUCGGGCGCCCGUGCGGGAGUAUGACGAUGUGGACAUAGACGUCCGAGUUCGCGAGCGCGAGCGAGAAGACCGCACUCCUGCAUUCCUCCGCGAGGAUAACCGCCGAGCUGAGGCUGGUCCUCUGGUUCUCCGGUCGCGAGAGAUCGAGACGGUUGACCGCCGCCGACCCCGCAGUCCAAGCCCACAGCCACAGAUCAGGUACCGUGAGCGCCUGGUCGAGCGUGAGCGAGAGAGAUCUCCUUCACCCCCUCCGAUGCCAAUGCCCAUGCGGCCUCGAUACGUGGAACGAUCACCGUCUCCUCCGCCAAACGUGCGAGUCGACACCCGCAUAAUCGAGCGACGACGAGAGCGAUCGCCGACCCCAGAGAGGGAGCGAGACCACAUUCGCCUACGUAUUGAGCGUGAAAGAGAGAUAGAGCGGGCUCCGUCGCCGAGCCCAUCACCACCACCCCCUCCGUCGCCGCCGCCGGUCAUUCGAGGCCCGACCAUUGAGCGGGAGGUCAUCACCCACUAUCGAGACAUUGACCACGGCAUCGAGCGUAUCAAGCCACCCAGCCCACCUCCAGCCCCGAAACCAGCCCCUCCGCGUGUCAAGCAACGGGAAACGGAUAUUGACAUCUAUACAUCGCGCAAGGAGACCGACAUCGACAUUCGCAGUCGGUCCCGAUCUCGCCCUCGUGAGCGACCUCGUGCGCGCCAACAGCCAUCAUAUUAUGAUGACGAUGACAUAGUCAUCCACAAGGAUCGCGAAGGGGUUCGUAUUUCCGAGACCCAGACCCGCCGUCGAGCACAAUCUGCUGCGCCCAAAGCCGAUUGGGACGACGAGGGUGAGUAUAUUACCGGCAAGAUCAACUCGCGUGGGCGCAUGGGCGAGGCCUACAAUGGCGCAACCAACGACUGGACAAUAGUCGACGUGCCACCGGGAACUGAGCGGGUCAAGAUGGACGGUGUGGGAGGCGGCGGUGCCGAGGUAACCUGGCAGCGUUACAACGGUGUUCGAAGGGGCAAGUUCAUUUCCGAGAGGGAGAGAGAAGGCACUGUCGUCAGUGCCAGUACCACGGCCGUCAGCGAGGCGCCGGCUCGCGAGAAAGAGCCCUCUCGUGAGCGCGAGCGACUCAGCGUACAGAUCUACAACGGUGGACGUGAGAAAUCCCGAGACCGUGAUGUCGAAGUGGAAGAGGUGCGGGACAGACGGAUCUCGAUCCGUGACGGCGGCAAGGCUCCGACUCGAAAACGUAAUGACAUGUGGACGGAAAUCACAAAGGAUCUUGUGGUUCGUGAGGCUGUUGAGCGCUUGGGAUAUGAGUACGAGGAGACCGAUUUUUUCUUCUACGUCAUGCAAUACUUGCGCUACGAGGACGUCCUUGAGUUGGUCAACGUGUCGGAUGACAUUCGCCGAGAACGUAAACGCCGAGCUCGCGAGAUCGAGUGGGAACGUGAAUACAGAGACUCCUGGGAACGCCGAUCGCACGCCAAAAAGGAACGAAAGUCCCUGCCCUGGGACAAGGUGGACGACGAGCGCAUUGUGGAGCGCGAGAUCAUCUAUGAUCGUUCACCUCGCUACAUGCGCUGA
Molecule: messenger RNA, 1785 nt
Organism: Anthostomella pinea
Lineage: Eukaryota; Fungi; Ascomycota; Sordariomycetes; Xylariales; Xylariaceae
Source: the annotation of a GenBank genome assembly